AUGUCGAUGCCUGUACUCGCUGCUUUCUGGUUGUGUCAAGAUAAAUAUCUCUCCAAACAUGGGAGGACAACAGGUGGCAAACAUUCGGGGUGUGCCUCCGACUUUAGCUAUGAUGCAACUUGUUCAAAAGCCAUCUUGGCAUCAGUAAAAUCUACACUUGCAUCUACUGUUGCAACAGCCAAAUCGGAAAACAAAGCAUGGGCAUCCCUACACAUUGCCUUCGCCGACAAAUCACAUACUAGAAUUAUCAGUCUCCAAGAUCAUUUAUCCCGUAUUACCAAAGAUUCUCGACCUGUCACGGACUAUCUACGUGACAUACGUUUGAUUGCUGAUGAACUUGCAAUUGGCGGAGCAUCGAUCAUAGAUGUGCAACUUACUCUACGAAUCCUCCAAGGCCUUGGUCCCAAAUAUACCGCUAUUUCUGCAGCUAUUCAAUGGCGUGAAAUAAUGAUCACCUAUGAAGAACUCUAUAGGAAACUUCUUAAUCAUGAGAUCUUUCUUAAGCAGGAAGAAGCCAAGCAGAUACCACCAAUCAUUGCUACAAUUGCUCAAUGA
Messenger RNA from Capsicum annuum, 555 nucleotides. RefSeq lists its product as uncharacterized. The record is from RefSeq and is a predicted model, not a curated record. The transcript is spliced from 2 exons. Bases 1 to 555 code for a protein of 184 amino acids. NCBI's taxonomy places the organism in Eukaryota, Viridiplantae, Streptophyta, Magnoliopsida, Solanales, Solanaceae.